GAAAACGACAGCGCGUGCUACGUCCGAGACAGACAUAUCAACCAAAGGACAAAAGCUCGAGCAAAAAGUGCGUCGUGAUACAGCUCGGCACUAAGGGCAAGCAAGGCUUCAUCAACACAGUCUUUAUUGUGUUCAAUCCAAGGGCUAGGUUGUGUGUGUGUGCUCAAGACAGUGCGCAUCCGAGCCUUCCAUUAGGCAAGAAUUGUUCUGUGACCUAAGCCAGCGUUUCUAAGUAGUCUUCGUUAGUGCCAGCUCUUCGACAGAUCACCACGAACGACCUGACGUCAUUCAACAUUUUUGAGUGUCUACUCGUCCAAAGGGCAGCCCUGAACUCUGCUUACGUGUCUCGACCCCACUGAGUGCUCGCCAACCCCAACGUGAACAUAAAACGACCGGAGGCAUACCAUAUUGUGAGCAAUCUGUGCCAUUGUUACCAUUGGUUACCGCUCCGGCAAAACGCAUCGAUGUCUGUCGAAAUGUGUUGACGGGCUCUCACAUAAGCCUCGCUGAAGACGCGACAUUACAGCUUCACUUCCACGGCGCAUUGUGUUCGAUCUCGCGAGACCGGGCGUGAAACGUGUAAAGUGUUCGCGCACGACAUGACCACAACGGAACUGAUGGCGGAAGCGAUUCAACUUCUUUUCCUGUCCCCGCUGUCCACCUUCUCCGUACUCGUGUGGCUGGCAGCGCUGCUGCUGCACGCUCUGUCGCCGCGCCUGGAGCCCCGCGGAUCGAGGCCUCGGCUGGUCGCUCGCGAGUCGGACUUCUCCCGCUUCCUGGCCACGGCGAUUCCCGCGCUGACGCAAGCCUACGCGCCGCCGGCUUGGGCGCGGCACCCGACCGUCCAGUCGCUGCUCGCGGCUACGGUGUUGCGGCGAUCCACAGAGGUGCCCUUCUUCAGGACACAUUUGCAGCUCCGUGACCGGGGUCUGGUGGCCCUGGACUGGGCGGGCAGCACACCAUCUGCACAGCCGGCCAACCCGGACGAGGUGCUGCUCAUCGUGCUCGUUCUGCCCGACCUGGGCCGGGACCCGUGCAGCGUGGGCGACACCUGCCGAGCCAUUUUGGCGCGGGGCAUGAGGGCCGUGGUGCUCACACAGCGGGGACAUGCCGGGUGUCCACUCACUACGCCUAGACUGCAGGCGUACGGUGACCCCGGAGACCUACGGCAAGUGGUGAGGUUCCUGCGCGGCCAUUACGGUCGCUGCCGUGUCGCCGUGUUAGGUAUCGGAACGGGCGCCGACUUGCUGCUAGCCUAUUUGGGAGACACCGGAUCCUCAUCGGGUCUACUCGCAGCCGUCGCCAUCUCGCCGCUCUACGAGCCCGAGAAACUGCUCGAACAGUCGCCCUGGCCGAUCGGCGUACUCCGCCGUCGAGCCCUGCAGCGCGUUGUGGCGGAGCACGGCGGCGUUCUCUGCCGGGCCGGCUACUCCUCGAGCUCAGCGACGUCGGCGGCCGUGGACGUGGAGGGGGCCCUGUCGGCCACCAGCUGGAUGGACGUCGAACAGAAGGUGCUGUGGCCCGCGUGCGGCGCCAGCAGCGCCGCGCAGUACUGGGAGCGCAACGCGCCGCUGCGAGACGCCGACGACAUCGCGACGCCGCUGCUGUGCGUGUCCAGUGCGGACGACCCCGCGGUGCCGCAAUGGGCACUCCCCAUGGAUAUCUUCCAGAUUGACCCGCAACUGGUGUUGCUUCUCACCGAGCACGGUGGCCACGGCGGUUUCGUGGCGGGCCUUGGCUCUUCCUCGCCGACAGCACCCCGGUCGUGGGCGGACGGCGUGGCACUGGACUUCAUCGCGGCAACCUUGGACUUCACGAGCCGUGACGGACGGUUACGCAAGUGCGCCACCCGAUGAACCCCGUCUGAACAGUCCAAUGACAUCGUCCCGUGCUUGAGCACUCCCCAGCCAGAAGUGCAUGCUGGCGUUGUGUACCAGGACGUUCUCCGCCAGCUCAGAGAUUGCCUCGUCGUUGCCAUGCCAACGCGUGACCAAGAUUCUACGCGUCAUGACCGGAAAACCACGAUGGUUCACACUAGGGCGAUUUCAAAUGUCUCCUAAUCCAAAAUCAGGGAACACCCGUUAAGAAUCUCAAGAAGUUCAGUGAGAUUACCCUGUGAAACUUGGUGACGAACUCCUUAAGGGUUCAUGCGAAUGUCUCACAAACUAUUUUGCGGUCUAAAGAAAUCCGAAGCCUUGCAGCAGGGGCAUGAGACUUGUGAGAAGGUUGGUUCAGGGAACAGCACGGAAAAUACGAAGACGACGUAGAGGCACCAACGAGACGCCACGCGACCCUGCGUCUUCAUUUUUCGGUGCUGUUCUCUGGAUCGAGAUGUCCAGUCAAAUAGCCAAAAGACUCGCUUUCUGAGAAGACUGUUGCGAAGGUCCACAAUUUGUUGUUGCUCCCAGUCGGAGCACCACAAUGGGUUGUACAUUAUUCAUGAAGGUGAUGGCUAUCCAUAAGCUUAUUUUUGAAAUCUAUAUAUAGUAUCACUAAAGGAGAGCCAUCAGCAUCCUCAUCAGCAUCCACAUAAGCACAUUCGCUUAGCUUUGAGGCGUACUCGUUGAAACGCAUUGUUGUACAGACGUGGCCUACAAGGCUUUUGUGCAUUGUUCCUUUUGCAUGAAAUUUUCAGAGCUCUAAUAUCGUAGCAUUGACAAUUCAUGUAACUUCGUGCAUCUUAAUUUUAUGUAACACAACGUGACACGGCGUAUAACCUGCGAUUUACUGCCUCCGAGCCUUUUUUUUUCCCUUUCGCUGCUUAACAAACGCUUUGUUUGUACACCCUAACAAGGCUCAUGACUGUUAUUGUUAAAACUGCAAAGAACUGUAACCAUUGAAAAGAGUAUAUAAGACAAAAAUCUAAAUCUUGCUAGUUUUUGUAGAUUUUUAAAUUUUUUACAAGUAUCCUAUAGUCCUUGAACAGCACAUUGAGUAAAGGAGGAAGUAUGGUC
Messenger RNA from Rhipicephalus microplus (southern cattle tick), 2954 nucleotides. RefSeq names its product protein ABHD15. NCBI's taxonomy places the organism in Eukaryota, Metazoa, Arthropoda, Arachnida, Ixodida, Ixodidae. Gene Ontology annotation, molecular function: monoacylglycerol lipase activity; short-chain carboxylesterase activity. The record is from RefSeq and is a predicted model, not a curated record. Gene Ontology annotation, biological process: lipid metabolic process.